AGCUCCUAGCCGUGCCGAGAGUUUGACAUUAGCCACUCGCGCGCACGACCGCGCGCCACCAUGUCGAGCCCACCACCUCCGGACGCCGCCGGGACGCCUCCCGUGACUCCACCUCCUCCCGGAGGAUCGCCUCCGGUGACCCCACCUCCUCCGGACGCCGGCUCGACGCCUCCGGUGUCUCCACCUCCUCCGGACGCCGGCGCCACGCCUCCGGUGACUCCAUCUCCUCCUCCCCCAGACGCGACGCCUCCGGUGACCCCUCCUCCGGUGACGCCAUCUCCUCCGCCUCCGGUGACCCCAUCUCCUCCUCCUCCGGUAGCGGUGCCCCCGGUGACGCCGCCUACGCCGGUAUUUUCUCCCCCACCACCUGCACCAGCACCAAGGCCGGCGCCAACGCCAGCGCCGGUAACACCGUCCCCGUCGCCACCUCCACCAACCCCAACGCCAACGCCCGUAACACCGUCCCCGUCGCCACCCCCACCAAGCCCAACGCCCACGCCAACACCAACACCGGUGACGCCGUCACCUCCUCCGCCGCGCAGACCGCCGCCAUCGGCAUCCCCGCCUCCCCCGGCGAGCGUGCCAGGCUCAUCUCCCCCGCCGCCUGGCGUCAACCGCUCGCCGCCACCACCCAACAACGUGCCGGCUUCGCCGUCGCCUCCGCCGUCUCCUCUAACGCUGUCUCCGCCUCCGCCGCCGGAUUCUUCAGCGGGCGCGGCGCCGACGACGUCGGGCAAGUCGUCGUCUAGCACCGCGGUGGGCGUGGGCGUGGCCGUCGGCGCCGUGGUCCUGCUCGGCCUCGCGGCCGUGCUCAUCUUCUGCGUCGUGUCCAAGCGCCGCCGCCGCCGCCGUAGGGUGCCGCCGCUAGGGACCCCAGCGGAUUUCUUCUACGACCCGAGGCAGCCGACGACGCCGCUGCAGCAUUCGCACGCGCUGUCGACGACGCCCUCGUCGACGCCGCCGCUGAUGCAGUCCUGGCAGAGCGGCGGCGGCACGCCCGGGUCGCCGCUGCCGGCCCUGACGGGCGGCACGUUCGGGUACGACGAGCUGGCGGCCGCGACGGACAGGUUCUCGGAGGCGAAUCUGCUUGGAGAGGGCGGGUUCGGGCAUGUGUACAAGGGCACUGUGCGCGGGCAGGAGGUGGCCAUCAAGAAGCUGCGCGCCGGCAGCGGGCAGGGCCACAAGGAGUUCCGGGCCGAGGUGGACAUCAUCAGCCGCGUGCACCACAAGAAUCUGGUCUCCCUCGUCGGCUUCUGCAUCCACGCCGAGCAGCGCCUCCUCGUCUACGAGUACGUCCCCAACAAGACGCUCGAGUCCCAGCUGCAUCAUGGGAGCAGCCGCGCAACGCUAGAUUGGCCCCGGCGGUGGAAGAUCGCGGUCGGCUCGGCGAAGGGCCUCGCGUAUCUGCACGAGGACUGUCACCCCAAGAUUAUCCAUCGCGAUAUCAAGGCAGCCAACAUCCUCCUGGAUUACAACUACGAGCCCAAGGUUGCAGAUUUUGGGCUGGCAAAAUGCCAGGAAUUAGAACAGACUGCUGUUGAAACGCGCAUAAUGGGGACUUUUGGAUAUCUGGCUCCGGAAUAUGCUGCCACCGGCAAAGUCUCCGACCGGUCAGACGUCUUCUCCUUCGGCGUAAUGCUUCUGGAGCUGAUCACCGGAAGGAAACCUAUCAUGGAAUCUUCGGAUCACCAGCCUGAAACAUUGGUUUCUUGGGCGAAGCCCUUGCUGACGAAGGCAGCGGAGGAGGAAAACUACGAGGAGCUGAUCGACCCGAGGCUGGAGACCAACUACGACGCCUACGACAUGGCGCGGCUCAUCGCGUGCGCCGCCGCCGCUGUUCGACAAACUGCGAGGUCUCGCCCGCGGAUGACCCAGAUCGUCCGGUACCUGGAGGGCGAGCUGUCGGCGGAGGACCUGAACGGCGGCAUGGCGCCAGGCCAGAGCGCGAUGCAUCGGUCGUCAGGGGGCGCCAACACGGACGAGAUGAGGCGGCUGAGGAAGAUGGCGUUCGGCCCGGGGAGUGGCACGGUCGGUGGCACCAUCAGCGAGUAUGCCAGCAGCGAGCAGAGCGCGCCGACCAGCGAGUACGGGCUGAACCCGUCCAGCGAGUACACGGCCAGCAGCGCGGCAACCACGGAGGACAUGACAGACGCCCCAUACAGAACUGGGAGCGGCGAGGCUAGACCCGGAACUACGGAGCGGUUAAGCCGGCGCACCACCGCCAGCAGGCAGGUCGGACGGCCGAGCCGAGGGUGAUGACCAGGGCCUGGUGAUGACCGAUGAGACGCCGGAAUUUUCGUAAAGUUUACGAGCCAAUGAUAAAAGAAAAUCGUUGCUCGUGUACAUACCUGAUGCUGCCACUGAGAUUUCGUUCCCCUUUCUUUCUUUCCGUGUUUGUUCUUCGGUUUUCAGAUUCAUGUGAUUUGUUUUGGGUGGUGGAAGUUGUAAUUAACCACUCAUCGGAUGAAUAAAACGUAAAUACAGUAGGUGUUAAAAGUUCUUUUUUCA
Messenger RNA from Lolium perenne, 2508 nucleotides. RefSeq lists its product as uncharacterized. NCBI's taxonomy places the organism in Eukaryota, Viridiplantae, Streptophyta, Magnoliopsida, Poales, Poaceae. Gene Ontology annotation, molecular function: ATP binding; protein kinase activity. The record is from RefSeq and is a predicted model, not a curated record. Gene Ontology annotation, biological process: protein phosphorylation.